Molecule: messenger RNA, 2620 nt
Organism: Triplophysa rosa
Lineage: Eukaryota; Metazoa; Chordata; Actinopteri; Cypriniformes; Nemacheilidae
Gene: zfp36l2
Product: zinc finger protein 36, C3H type-like 2
Exons: 2
Coding region: 208-606 (132 amino acids)
Molecular function (GO): metal ion binding
Source: RefSeq, a predicted model, not a curated record
UAACAGCUGCAACGCAUUUAUACACAUGUGCAAACUUUGCCCAUGUACGACACUCCCCAAACCUGCGCGGCUCAACUCCAUCGACCUUUUCCCAGCUCAGCUGAAGAGGCAAACCCCAUUCAGUCGUGAUUUUGCAAAGCUUCGGAGUACACAAGGAUCUUUCUCGGUCCAACAACUUUUACCCUAAGCUGGAACUCACCGUAGAAAAUGUCUGCUUCGGUCGUGUCAUCCAUAUAUGAUUUCGACAGGGAAAAACUCCCAAAUUCAAAUGCAAUCUAUUUCCACGAUAUGCUGGAAAAGAGGAAUGUCGGAGUCCCGUUUGCCGCCUCGAAUACCAACAACAGAUCUUUCGGUUAUUUCAGGAGUAACUCAACAAACCACAUGGACUUCAACAUGAGCAACAGACUCACAGUCGGUUUUGAGAACUCGACGUCUGCCUUCAUGAAUAAAGAAAACAAACCUCGUGACCGCGCGUUCAGUGAGACGGGAGAACGCAGUCAACAACUUCAGGAACUCCUUCAGCAAAAAGCCGGCUCGCAGAUCAACUCGACCCGAUACAAAACCGAGCUCUGCAGACCUUUCGAGGAAAACGGGUCGUGCAAGUAAGGAGAGAAGUGUCAGUUCGCUCACGGCUAUCACGAACUGAGAAACCUGUCCCGCCACCCGAAGUACAAGACCGAGCCGUGCCGCACAUUCCACACUAUCGGUUUCUGCCCGUACGGCCCACGUUGCCACUUCAUUCAUAACGCGGACGAGCGCAGAGCCGCCACGAGUAACCCUCAGCCGAGACUUAACCGGGAGAUCGGUGUGUUGGGAGAUAAAGAGACAACCCUGUUUCUGACACAAAGGGAGAGACCGAAGCUGCACCACAGCCUGAGCUUUUCUGGAUUCUCGAGCACCCGCGGCACAGAGUCGACUUUGAUUGACUGUCCGAUUUCCCGCACGCCGCCGCCGCCCACCUGCGCACUCGGCUUCUACGAGGACGCGCUCACUCCGAAUUCACCCUGUCUGAACGCGUUCACUUUCCCCGAGCAGGAUCUUAAAGCGUUUCUCGCGCCCAUUAUCCCUCAGACUCAAAGCGCGUUUACGCAGCAGGCCGGCGGUGUCUUGUACGGCAACAUCCAGACCAAUGGUUGCCCUCCGUCACCUCCUUUCAGAAUGAGCCACCUGCCCUCCAUGCAUCGUCUCUCCGAGUCUCCCGUGUUCGAUUCCCCUCCGAGCCCACCGGAAUCCCUCUCGGACCCCGAGGGAUACCUGAGCGGCUCAUGCUGUUCCUCUGGCACAAUCAGCGGCUCGGAGUCGCCCAGCAUGGACGCAAAUAGACGUUUGCCAAUCUUCAGCAGGCUGUCGAUUUCAGACGAUUAAUUUGCUAUUAUUCUUAUAGCCUUUUAUCCCAGUAGUGCCAACGUGUGUUUCAGGUCAACUGAUUGUUAGCUGUUUGUUUGUUCCAAGUGUUUCUCACGAUUGAGAUCUAAUAUUUUCUUUAUUCGUACAAUGAUAAACUAAGAUAUUGGCUUUUAUAGGCCUUUUUCUAGACCUUUAAAGUGUCUUGGAAAACAUUCCUAAAGUGCCACGCAGUGGUGUAAGAGAGCACAAGCACUGGUUGUGGAUGGAUUGUGGGGACCCAUAGUUUGACAAUGGAAUGUCAGUGCAUAUGUUUCUUUUUUUAAACUGAGUGGUAUCAUUGCAUUUUUGCAUCAUGGUUUGAAAUCUAUUUAACUUAUUUAUUGUCAUGUGAAACUAUAGCCUUGGGGGAUAUUUUGAGUCCAUAUGCUAUUUAUCAAGUCUAAAGCAAUACAUUUAUAUUCCUGUUUAAAUUUGCGAUCUCCAAUAUUAAUCUGGAAACGGUUGGGUUUGUUUCACGAUAAUAUAUUUUUGUUAACUCGUUUAUUUUACUGUAAAUAGGUAAAUAAUUUAAGAAAUUGUAUGCUAUUUAUUUCAAUUUUGUUUACUUUGUAUAUAUUAAAAAGUGGGAGUGCCUGAUGAGGUCACGCUGUGAUUUCUUGUUUGGGAGGGGGAUGAUAGAGGAUCAAUGGGCAUUUGUAGAAUGUAGCCUGUCUUAAGGUCUUCGACCGUAAAGAACUAACUGACUUCACAGUAUGACUUGGUUUUGUUGUUUUUAAACUAGCAAUGAUAAAGACAACCAAAAAGUCAAUUUGCACACAGUUAUGUAAUGUUUGCAGUCUAGUGUCAGAGAAUGUAGCACUCUCUUAUCUUGAGGUUAAUAACUAGCUAAUACAUAACUGCUGGGGUCAAAGAUCCUGCAUAGUUUAACCUAAUAAAGCAGUUGCUUUGGUAUAUAGCUAAAGCGAAUCGAAUGUAGCUUAUAGAUCAAGAUGCCUUUUAAUGGUGACAAAAAUGCUGUCUAUUUUUAGACCAUUUGUUCACACCAUUCCUAAUGAAAAAUACUCUUGCUACUGUUCCUCUCAAAAUGUGCAAGCCGGGGACAUUAGGUUUAGUCGGUUCAUAACCAUACAGUUUUAGAUGAAGUUAUCAAACAACAUUGAAUGUAAUGAGAAAAGUCAGCUGGGUUUUUUGGGUGCUGCGCAUACAAAGAGUGCAGAGUAAAUUUGUACUGUAUGUUUCUAAUAUUUCCCUUAAUAAAGGCAUUUUUGAACAA